AGUCUCCGGAUAACCGACGGUAAACAAGGCAACGAAGCUCCACACCUAGGAAUACCAUUGCAGCAACACGAGCGCAACAACCCCCUCGCCCUGCGCGACUCCAACUGAACCCAAAUCCAUCACAAACCACGUGCGACGAAGCCUCAAAGCUCAAAAUACCGAAAAAAUGGCGCGCGCAGGACACUCAGGCACAGUCGUCGGCUCGGCGAUAGUAGUACGGGAAAAGUACUACUGGCCAGACUUACAACUGAACAUCUGGACAAUAGUUAUGCUGGCAACAGCAGGGCUAAUAUUGGGCGUGAAUGCGCAAUUCAUGGAUAUACAGAAUCGAAUGGGGUUGGGAACGCCAUGGAUCAUGCCCUAUGGCGUCACAGUAGGCACUCUCGCUAUCAUUUUCAUCAUUAUCGAAAUCAUCUACAUUGCGCAACGGAAGCUCCUUCCUAGCGUCAUGAUGUUGUUUUCCUUCAUCCUGCUCGUCCUCUUCCUCGCCGGCGUCAUUGGAACUGCGAUACAACUCUUCGCUGGACCCAAUAUCAACAAUCAAUGCAAUACCUAUGUAUUCAAUAACGAUGCAAGGGGUCCCACCAUGGAAACGCUAGCUUUUUUGCAGCAGAGGAAUAUCUGCCAAUGCUGGCAGGCUCAAUUUGCAUUCUGGAUCAUCGGAACGGUGUUUCUCGUCUGGAUGAUGGUUAUGGCUAGCCAAGUCAACUCCAACACCUACGUCAGAUAGUAGGAUGUUGUGGUCUUGGCUAUUUUUUUGUUAUGAGAAACAUUUCCAAACUUCUUUGCAUGUAAUGCUUUUUUUCUUCCUUUUCUUCUACAAUUCAUGCGCCACGUGUCUAUGAAUGUAUUGAUGGUAAGCAUGUACCAU
This is a messenger RNA of Bipolaris sorokiniana ND90Pr, 871 nucleotides long. RefSeq lists its product as uncharacterized. The transcript is spliced from 3 exons. NCBI's taxonomy places the organism in Eukaryota, Fungi, Ascomycota, Dothideomycetes, Pleosporales, Pleosporaceae. The record is from RefSeq and is a predicted model, not a curated record. Bases 167 to 730 code for a protein of 187 amino acids.